This is a messenger RNA of Centrocercus urophasianus (Greater sage-grouse), 2039 nucleotides long. It is a transcript of the gene DRAM1, whose product is annotated as DNA damage regulated autophagy modulator 1. Gene Ontology annotation, cellular component: lysosome. The transcript is spliced from 7 exons. Gene Ontology annotation, biological process: regulation of autophagy. Lineage: Eukaryota; Metazoa; Chordata; Aves; Galliformes; Phasianidae. The record is from RefSeq and is a predicted model, not a curated record. Bases 106 to 849 code for a protein of 247 amino acids.
GGGGAGGGGAUCCCCGAGCGAACUGGAGGCGGAAAACACGCGUGAGGCGGGAGGGUGAGGCCGGCCCCAGGCGGCCUCGGUGACUCCCCGUGGCUGUGGUCUCCGAUGCCCGGGGCAGGGCGGCAGCGGGAGAUGCUGUGCUUUAUGCCCGGGGUGGCUGUCGUGCCUGCGCUGCUUGUCGGUUGGUCCUCGGCCGCCUUCAUCAUCUCCUAUGUGAUCGCCGUGCUGGCUGGUCACGUCGAGCCGCUCGUCCCCUACAUCAGUGAUACUGGAACUAAACCUCCGGAGAGUGGUAUCUUUGGAUUUAUGAUUAAUAUUUCAGCACUUUUAGGUGCAAUUACAAUGUAUAUCAGAUACUUAAUAAUAGAGAAGCAGAAUGAAUCAUUGCGCUUUGUUAGGUCUUCAUGCAAUACGUUUUCAUUGUGUAUUGGACUGAUGGGUUGUACUGGAAUGGGCAUAGUUGCAACUUUUCAGGAGUUGUCUGUUCCCAGCGUCCAUGACAUAGGAGCUUUGGUGGCAUUUGGCUGUGGUGUUGUAUACAUAACGCUUCAAUCUAUCAUCUCUUACAAGUCCUGCCCACAAUGGAACACUUAUUUUGUGUGUCACAUAAGGAUGCUCAUAUCUGUAAUAUCAUGCAUUUCUUUCAUUCCCAUGAUUGUGUUUGCUUCAAGAAUUUCCAUGACAAAAAUUGAUUGGACUCCAAGUGAAAAGGAUUAUACUUACCAUUUCAUGAGUGCAAUCUGUGAAUGGACAGUGGCCUUUGGUUUCGUCUUCUUCUUCUUAACAUUCAUUAAAGAUUUUCAGAGAGUUACUUUAAGAAUAUCAACAGAAAUACAUGAAGAGUCCUGAUAGCAGAGAACGCUGUAUUUUGAAUUGAUGAAUAUUUUAUGUUUCUUCUUAUUAUGGAAAACAUUGCAGAGGAGCAGGGGUUUCAAGUUCUAUGAAGAACCCACACCAUUAAUUCUGCAACAUCUUUAAAAGCAUCCACCAAAACAUUUUAAAUACUAGCAGCAAUAUUCCUGCUUCCUUUUUGCAUUAUUUUGUAAUUUUUAUAUUGUUUUAUGUAUUCAAAAUACUGCAAUAGAAGUAAUCUACAGAAACAUUUAAAAGAUGUGGACCUCCUCAGUUAUUCCCUUCUGGGCAGAGCCAUAGUCUUUCUCAUUUGUUGUAGUCUGAUAAGUUGCAUUGGCUUUAAACUUGAGAAAAUACAACCUGGAAAUAGUUUGAAAAGUUUGAAGACAAUGGACAACACUAAACCUGAACUCCUACUCUUAAGUUGCAAGGAGCGUGGAUGAAGCAGAAGCUGGCAACUUUGUUUCAAGAUUUGAUAUUUGCAAUUAGUUGGCUGGAACACUAUACUAAAAGCUUUUGAUGGUGGACACAAAUCGUAGAAGUUUUAACUGUAUUGCAUGAAAAAUGUUUUCUAAUCAUCUUUGCACAAUAUACAUUAUAAAAGUCUAUUCCCUUUUUUUCCCCUUUUAUGCAUUCCUGGACACAGGAAGCUCAAAACUAAAGUGGAAUAGGAAGGAAAUUUACAUUUAUGUGAGAUGUACUAAAAAAGAAAUCAUACUGCUGUGUGGUUAAUACGGAGCAGAAGUUUUCCAGCCUUUGUUUUAAUCUACAAUGACGGUCUCCGAAAAGUUACUGAGAAUGACUGGAGAACAAGAAGAGGCACUGAUAGUUCUCAUGUACAAGCAUAUGAGUGUGAUAUAUGUAAAGAAAUGAAAAAAAUAAUCCUGGAGAGCUUCCAUGGUUAAGAUAUGGCAUAUUUACUGCUAUUAAUGCACUCCUCUGAUGAAGUACUUGGAAAGGACAUAACUGAGAAGUCACAUGUUACCAAGUAUCUGAAGGCAAAAUUCUUUCAUGGGCUGAUUCACGACCUCCACUUAACGCAUUAACCACCUGGCUACCAAUCAAAUUCUGUGAAAAUAAAAAAAUGUUAAUUUUGGAGAGUGAUGCCUUAAGACUAGUCUUCUGUUGGCAUUUCCUUUAAUGGGUAUUUUAAACUGUAAUAAAUUCAUCUGUUUCACAACUUAAAA